AUGGCUUCAAUAUCAAACCAAACCAUUUCAAGUUUUCAGUGUCCGAUAACUUUCGAUUUUGAUCCAACAAACAUUACUCAUCUGCCAGCAUCAGUCGUCCCAACGUGGAUUUUUUUCGUUGCCAUCAACACCGCCACAUCUACGCUGACUGUCCUCAUCAAUUUGCUGGUAAUUUGGACCGUGCUGGCAAAUAAGCAGCUCAGAUCUGAUAGAUACUACCUCUUGGUAGCUAUUCUUUUGCUCAGUGAUAUUCUGGUUGGAAUUGUCGUACAGCCGCUACUUAUUGCUUUGGGAGUCUGCAUAAUAGACCAGUGUACAUAUUUAUGUGAAUUGACCAUUGCCUAUACAGUGUCCGCUUCACUUUGCUAUGGAUGGACAGCUGUUACCAUGGCGAUCGUCAGCCUGGAACGAUACCUCUACAUAGAACAUCCUAUGUACUAUCAGACUUCAGUUACCUCAAAGAAACUAGUGAUAGCAUCCGCAGCUAGCUGGGUCCUUGUGGGGAUUCCAAAACCAUUCACAAGACUCCUGAUGAACGACUCCUUCUGGAACAGGCAGCUUAUUGGAAUUCUAACCUUUGGGCCAUGCUUUGUCAUUAUUUUAUUUUGCGUCACUAAAAUAAAUCUGACGGCCCGUCGACAGAUAAGGGUUAUCGUCGCCCAGCAGCAAACUGUAGCAGAGCAAAGUAAGAUCAAGGAAUACAAGCGCACUUUCACUCUAGGCUUGAUAGUGCUAGCAUCCGUCGCGUGUAUGUGUCCAAUAAUAAUCUUAAAGAUCGUAAAAGCCGUGAAAGGCAACUUCGAUGACGACAUAAAAUAUAUAUCUCAUGGUAUUUAUUUUACUUUCUUGAACUUCCAGUCCAUUAUUAACCCCAUCAUCUAUUCUCUUCGUCUUUCUCCCAUCCGCAGUGGGGUGACUAAAAGACUUUGCUACGAUCGCCAAUAA
This is a messenger RNA of Actinia tenebrosa (Australian red waratah sea anemone), 945 nucleotides long. Its product is annotated as adenosine receptor A3-like. Lineage: Eukaryota; Metazoa; Cnidaria; Anthozoa; Actiniaria; Actiniidae. Gene Ontology annotation, cellular component: membrane. The record is from RefSeq and is a predicted model, not a curated record. Gene Ontology annotation, biological process: G protein-coupled receptor signaling pathway. Gene Ontology annotation, molecular function: G protein-coupled receptor activity.